Microthlaspi erraticum is the source of this 216-nucleotide messenger RNA. NCBI's taxonomy places the organism in Eukaryota, Viridiplantae, Streptophyta, Magnoliopsida, Brassicales, Brassicaceae. The record is from the annotation of a GenBank genome assembly.
AUGUCUUCCAUUCUCAGAUGCUGUUGGAAUUCUAGCAAAGCUAUCAGAUUGUGUAUUGCAGCAAAAGGCGGUAACAUUCAUGGCUACGAUGUUUUCGUUCCCGAGAACAACACCCUCUUCUACUCUCGGAGUGAGUUUAUGUUUGAUCCGGUGAAAUGGCCGAGAAACCAAGUGAUGAAGAUUUUCGUCGCAUUGCGGAAACAUACGGUGCCAUGA